AAAGAAAAACAUAGACAGAGAGAGACAGAGAGAAAAGAGAAAAGAAAAAGGGUUUUGUGUGCUCGUGUGUGCUGUGUUUGAAGGUGAAGGAAAAGGCUUUGUAAAGCGUGAAUCAAGUGAAUGAAAUUAGCGUUUUAGUGCCUAGAUAAGUCUUGUGAUUGCUGAAAUUUCCUGCUCUGUUUUGUUGUUGAAAAACUGCAUUUUUGUGGUUUAUUUGUGUGCUGAAAAUCCGAUCCGUUUCUGCUCCAUUUCUGCUGCGAUUUUACUCGGUUUGUGACUGUUUUACUGGUGAUAUUUGUGUGAGAUUUGGGCCCCUUAUUCCCCCCAACACAAACCACAUGGAUCAAAUAACGUACUAUAAUGUUUUGAUUGCCCUCUUAGUUACACAACUUCGUGAGGGUUAUUUAUUGAACUUCCCUUUGACAGCUUAUAGAUAGUUCUUAUCUUAUUGAGGAUUUCAAGUUAAGAAUUAUCUAUCUUCAUUUACCCUUCUAGAUUGGAGGAACCUUACUUGGUGGAUGGUGGAUAAUGGAAGUCCUUCAAAAUUCAUGCAGGUAUGGUCCAAGUGUGUUCUGCUUCAUAUCUCUUUCAAGUUGGAAAGUGAGUCACAGAAGCUAUAUAGGUUGAAGAAAAAAAUGGAGAGGCAGCUUCACCACACUUCUGAUGGUUCGGCAAUCAUAACAAACACACCACCACAACCCCAAGAUGGCAAAACAAUGGUCAUGGCACAAAUCCACCCCUGCUGGUUUAUGGGUUGAUAAAGAAGUGCUGUUGUGACUUUUUGCUGAAGAUAUAGGCAUGAUCUUGCUAGUGUGAUGGCUAUCAUUAUUGCUUGGUUGGUUGAAGCCUUUUUGUUGAUACUAAUGGGAUGGAUAGAUUUUGGAAGGAUUGUUUUGGUUGAAGCCUUUUUGUUAAUAUUUUGGUGUAAGAUUUGAACUCCACUUUUGGGAUACAUGGAUGUUUUGGAAAGCUUUUUUGUUGAUAUUUGGUGACAAGGUUUGUACUAGAUAGAAAUGUUGGAAGGACAUUUAGUAUAUUGAAUUUCUUUUGUAAUGGUAAUCUCUUUGAUGUUUGGAGACAUUUUACUGGUUUUGUAUACAAUAUUGUGAAAUAUAUUGCCAAGGAAGUAAUUGGAGCUGCCA
Messenger RNA from Rhododendron vialii, 1142 nucleotides. RefSeq lists its product as uncharacterized. The record is from RefSeq and is a predicted model, not a curated record. Lineage: Eukaryota; Viridiplantae; Streptophyta; Magnoliopsida; Ericales; Ericaceae. The coding region runs from base 519 to 758 and encodes 79 amino acids. The transcript has 3 exons.